Molecule: messenger RNA, 528 nt
Organism: Penicillium taxi
Lineage: Eukaryota; Fungi; Ascomycota; Eurotiomycetes; Eurotiales; Aspergillaceae
Product: translocation channel protein TIM22
Exons: 3
Coding region: 1-528 (175 amino acids)
Biological process (GO): protein insertion into mitochondrial inner membrane
Cellular component (GO): TIM22 mitochondrial import inner membrane insertion complex
Molecular function (GO): transmembrane protein transporter activity
Source: RefSeq, a predicted model, not a curated record
AUGAACACAUCAGGCAUGCCGGUAGGCCCCAUGGGCAUGGGAGGAAACCAGACGGCUGGAAUGAGUGAACAGGAAGCUGCUAUGGUGAAGAUGAUGCAACGCGGUAUGGAAUCGUGUCCUAUUAAGACCGUCAUCUCCGGUACAAUGGGUUUCGCUCUAGGCGGUGCAUUCGGUCUCUUCAUGGCUAGUAUGUCCUACGACUCAUCCUUCACACCCCAAGGUCGCGAAAUCGCAAACCUCCCCUGGCGCCAGCAAGUGCGCAUCGGCUUCAAGGAUAUGGGAGCGCGCUCAUGGUCUUCUGCUAAGAAUUUUGGCAUCGUUGGUGCCCUCUACUCUGGAACAGAGUGCUGUAUCGAGGGUCUGCGCGCGAAGAACGAUCUCACUAACAGCGUCGCGGCUGGUUGUGUCACUGGUGGUAUUCUGGGUGCUAAGGCUGGUCCGCAGGCGGCAGCUUUCGGUUGCGCGGGCUUUGCGGCGUUCAGUGCUGCUAUUGAUGCUUACAUGCGAAUGCCUGCGUCUGACGACUAA